Magnusiomyces paraingens is the source of this 2379-nucleotide messenger RNA. RefSeq lists its product as uncharacterized. Gene Ontology annotation, molecular function: nucleic acid binding. The coding region runs from base 1 to 2379 and encodes 792 amino acids. The transcript has a single exon. Lineage: Eukaryota; Fungi; Ascomycota; Dipodascomycetes; Dipodascales; Dipodascaceae. The record is from RefSeq and is a predicted model, not a curated record.
AUGGAUAGACUUCAGUCUCAAAGGCAGCCAGGUGCGCCUAUUGCUACUAGAAGUUCUGUUUUAGGAUCAAUUUUGCCUGUUCAUCAGCGCAACAAUAUUUCAAACAACGCCAUAAACUCUACUUUACCAGUGGGGAAUGCAGGAAGCGAUAAGCUUAAGCUUGUUAUUCGGCUUUUACCUCCCGAUAUAGAUGAAAAAUGGUUGAUGGCGUUACUGAGGGGUGUUGCCAAUGACGAUACCUUACAGUCCUACUACUUUGUACAGGGGCACGUUUCACGCAAAAGCUUGUUAAAGCAAUACAAGUUUUCAUCUAAGCCGGUUGUAUACUCGCGGCUUUAUUUGAAUAUGAGGAGCCCAGCUGCAGUUGCAGCCUUGGUUAAGGAGUACCACACGUCAGUUUUGCUUUCCAUAAUGUUAAAGAUUGAGCAGGAUUUAGACGAUGCCACAGAUGAUUUGCCUGGGUCUUCCUCACUGAAAUCAGAAUCAGGGUUCUCGACACCAUCAGGCCAGUCCAAGCGUCAUAUAGUUAAGCCGAUUAUAGAGUAUGCCCCGUUACAGUUAAAGCUCAAGGCGUCUAAGGGUCAUCCGCUUGAAGGUACGAUUGAUACUGACGAGGAUUACCUCAAGUUUGUGGAUGAAUGCGAAGCUGAAAAGAAGGACAAGGAGCAAUCGCUUGAAGAGUCUAAAAAGGACGCUGAGGAAGAUGAAGAGAAAGAAAGCAAGGAAAGUGGGGAGAAUGAAAAGGUGAUUAAGCUUGAUCCCAAGGCUCCAACAUUGGUGUCUAUGGAAACAUUAAAGGCAGUUAAGGCCAAGCUGGGUACAUCGGCAACAUUGACAGGAAAUGGGGUGGAAGAAGCACCAUCACCACCACCACCAUCAGCCAAGUCAAAGGGGGGUAAGAAAUCCAAAAAUAAGGAUUCAGGAGAUGGGAAAAAUAAAGGCUCGAAUGAGGAGCAGCCCAAGAAGAAGAAGAUUUUGGAACGACCGUCAAGUGCAAAGAGAGGGAAUAACAAUGGCAGUGGUGGCAAUAAUAAAAACAACAACAGCAAUAAUAAUAAUGAUAAUAAUAAUAAUAAUAAUAAUAGUAACGGGAAUAAGGAAAAGGAGAAGGGAGAGGCAUCGGCUAAUGGUGAGCCGAGUAUACCUAAGGAUCCUGCAUCGCAACAACAGCAGCAGUUGAAGGAUGAUGGGAAGAAGAAACGUCGACGACGUGGUAAGGGGAAGAAGGAAGAGGAUGGAGGAUCAGGAUCAGGAUUAGGAUCAACAGGAGCCAAUGGAGCAGACACGGGUAAGCCUGAAGGUGAGAAUGAUGGGACAAGCAAGAACAGAAGCAAGCAGCAGCAGCAGCAGCAGCAGCAGCAGCAAGGCGGUGGUGGUGGAAGUAAUAAGAGCAAGAAGACCGAUGAGAAGACAAGUAGUGGUGGUGUGAAUGCUGGUGCGUCAUUUUCAGGGGAUGGGGUGUCCAAGAAGACGGUAGAUGGAGUGGCUGGUAUGAUGGAGAAACCUGUUGCACUGCCUAAAGGGCCGGCCUCGAUCAGCAGUGGUGGGAACAACAACAAUAAUAGCAAUAAUGCUCACAAUAAUGUUCACAGUAAUGUUCACAGUAAUGCUCACAAUAAUGCUAAUAAUGGAGGCGGGGGAUUGAAUGCAGGAGACAAGAAAAAACGACGAAGUCGGAAUCGCAAGGAGAAGAAGGAAGGAGAUGGAGAGCCAGGGGGAGGUGGAUCGAAUGGACGGAAUGAUUAUGCGGCUUCUGGUUUGUCAUUGCCUUCAUCUAGAGCAGCAGCAGCAGCAGCCGCAACAGCAUCAUCAUCAUCAUCAAACGUGGGGGAUUUACAUGUAGUACCUUUACCUGUUUCCACUCCAAAUGCUCCAGGAUCCAAGCAUGAUGGACCUCGUCGGGGGCCUCGCGAACGUGGAAUGACGAGAGAUAAGGGAGCUUUUUCUUCUUCUUCUUCUUCUUCUCCUUCGUUUUCUUCUACAGUUAUAGCUACAGGGUCUGUUGGACCAUCAGGGUUGGUAAUUCCAAGCGGUCCCGGAGGAGGAGGCAAUGGCAAUGGCAAUGGCAAUAAUAAUGGCAAUAAUAAUGGCAAAAGCAAUGGCAAGUUCCGUGUCAGUAGCCGGUCUAGUGGGCCCAAUAACGGUGGAGGAGCCAAAGAAGGCAAUGGUCCACGUGCUUCUAAUCGCCCACGGGGGCCACGAAGAAAUGGCAGUGAUGGUGGGCCAGGCAACAAUGGCAAUGGCAAUGGCAAUGGCAAUACUAAUACUAAUACUAAUACUAAUACUAAUACCAAUGUCAAUGGCAAUACCAAUGGCAAUGCCAACAGCAGCAGCAGCAGCAGCAGCAGCAUUAGUGGCAGCACAAAGGCAUCGAAUUAG